This is a messenger RNA of Mytilus trossulus (common blue mussel), 324 nucleotides long. RefSeq lists its product as uncharacterized. The record is from RefSeq and is a predicted model, not a curated record. The transcript has a single exon. NCBI's taxonomy places the organism in Eukaryota, Metazoa, Mollusca, Bivalvia, Mytilida, Mytilidae. Bases 1 to 324 code for a protein of 107 amino acids.
AUGACAGUAUACGGCAUUAAUCAAUACAAAUCCGAUUACGAGGUUAUUAUACCCAGUAACUUUUCGAGUUUUGUAAGCAUUACCUUUUGUGGAGAUGCCAUUCGUGGAUUCGAAAUCGACAGUCAUAAAAUGAAGGCUGAUAAAGUUUUUGAAAAGACUGUUCUUGGUAAAAAGUACAUAACAUUCAGUAGUAGCAUACCGGAAGGAGCUCAUAUAAUUACAAACACCAAUGGGAUAAGAUUCGGAUUGUGGUUAUAUGGAAAUCGUAGAAAUGACGGAUAUGGUUAUCCUGCAGGAAUAGCGUUCCGAAAUAAAGGCGACUGA